AUGAUUUCAUAUCAUAUAUUCUUACUAUUAUUGAAUAUUGUACACAAUUAUUGUUUAAAAUCUUUUCAAAAUGGACACAUUGAACAAUCAUCUAGGAAUGAAUUAUUCAAAUAUAUAAAUCAAAAUCCAAAGUUUCAAUGGAAAGCAAUAACUAAUCAACAUCAAUUUAGAAGAAAUAUUCAGUCAGAAAAUCAGUUCGUAAAGUCAAUUCCAGUUGUUAGUCACAGAAAUUUGGAUAUAAAAAUUCCCCGAGUUUUUGAUGCAAGAGAAUAUUGGAAAAACUGCUCCAGGAUAAGACGAGUAAAUGAUGAAUCACAUUGUGCAGCGAAUUGGGUCAUUGCAACUGUUGAUUCUAUUAGUGAUAGAAUUUGUAUCCGAUCGAAUGGAAGAAUUGAUGUUCAACUGAGUGCUCGUGAUGCUAUAAGUUGUGGUUAUGGUAUAGGAUGUUUCGCUGGAAGUGAAUUAGAUGUCUUGACAUACUGGAUGGAAAAUGGAAUAGUUACUGGUGGAUCAUAUGAAGAAAAGACUGGUUGUCAACCUUUUCCUUUUCCAAAAUGCAGUCAUUACAUAACUUCUAAAUAUCCUAAGUGUGGGAAAGAAACUUACGGUUUUCCACUUUGUGAAAAAAUAUGCCAAUACGGUUAUCGUAAUUCAUACGAAAAUGAUAAGUUUUAUGGUGAGAAAUUCUACAACGUCGAAGAUAAUGCAGAAGAUAUUCAAAAGGAGAUUCUAAUGAAUGGACCAGUGGUAGCAAGUAUCUCUGUAAAUGUAGAUCUUCUAAAUUAUACAUCAGGAGUUUAUUUUCCAUCACCAAAAUCAUCUAAUUUUGGCUGGAUAACUAUACGAAUAAUUGGUUGGGGUUAUGAAAACAAUACACCUUAUUGGUUAUGUGUUAACUCAUGGAAUGAACAAUGGGGUGAUAAAGGUCUUUUCAAAGUUUUACGAGGAAAACAAGCAGGUUUUAUUGAAUCAUAUGUUAGAGCAGCUAUUCCAAAAAUAAUAUAAACAUAUAUAUAUAUAUAUAUAUAA
Trichobilharzia regenti is the source of this 1029-nucleotide messenger RNA. Lineage: Eukaryota; Metazoa; Platyhelminthes; Trematoda; Strigeidida; Schistosomatidae. The record is from the annotation of a GenBank genome assembly.